Molecule: messenger RNA, 2394 nt
Organism: Acytostelium subglobosum LB1
Lineage: Eukaryota; Evosea; Eumycetozoa; Acytosteliales; Acytosteliaceae
Exons: 3
Coding region: 1-2394 (797 amino acids)
Biological process (GO): DNA repair; Okazaki fragment processing involved in mitotic DNA replication; DNA recombination
Cellular component (GO): nucleus; mitochondrion
Molecular function (GO): DNA binding; DNA ligase (ATP) activity; ATP binding
Source: RefSeq, a predicted model, not a curated record
AUGAUGCAGAGCUCUAUGCUGGCAUUCCUUAAAGUGAAGGGCACUGAUGGUGUCACUUCCACUGAUACCACCACCGACAACACAAACAAACAGACCUCUCCACUUAAGACAUCUCCAACAAAGACCAACAACAAUGAUGGCAAUAGUAGCAGUAAUAUUGGUAUAAAGAGAAAGCAAAAUGUUGAAAAAGAAAAGGAUGAUAUAUUCGAUGAUGAAGAGGAAGAGAUGGUCAUCGAUGAUCAACCAAAGACAAGGAUGAGCAGACUCAGGAAGAUCACCCCUGCUGCAGCACCAGCCAAGGAUGAUAUAUUCGACGAUGAUGAUGAGGAAAUUGACGACAAAGAUGAUGCUGCUGAUGAGGCAGUAUCAGAGUCAGAGGAAGAAGAGGAAUACCAGGAAAAACAGAGUGUCAAGAAGCAGAGGAAAGAGAGUGGUGCUGCAGCUGCUCCCAAAAAAUCAACUGCUACUGCCACAAAGAAGAAGAGAGAGACAAAGCCAAAGAGCGCCACAAGCAAGGCAGCGGCAAAGAAGAAGGCAACAACAACAGCAGCAACAGCAGCAGCUGAUACAAACAAACAUAAUCCAUUCGCCAAUCUUUUGACAGAGUUAACGCCACACAGCGCCAACAAGGCUUCACAAGGCUCGCCAUCGAAAUCAACAUCAUCGCCAACUUCCACACCAACACCAACACAAACAUCAACAUCAUCAACAUCAACACCAUCACCAUCGCCAUCACCAAAGAAAAUGGAGACAGCACUGGCUUCAUCAUCAUCAUCACCAUCCAAGGCCAUCUUGAAGAAGGAUGACCGCGAUGACAAGGUCGAUGAUAAAGAGGAGGACGACGUUGAGGAUGCAGAGGAGGAGAUAGAGGAAGAGGAGAUAGAGGAGGAGAUUGAAGAGGAAGAAGAGGAGGAGGAAGAUGGAAAGAUCGUCAAGAAGGUUGUAACCAAGUUUAUUAGGAAGCAGGUGGUGUCCAAGCUGAAGGGCUCGGCAAAGAUGCUUGAGCAGGAGCUGUUGUCACUGUCAAAGUAUGACCCGAUUAAGGACGCCCCUUGGAAGAAGGGCCAGAGCACGCCUUACAUGGCGCUCGCCAAGACAUUUGAGCGCAUCGAAUCCACCAGUCGUCGUCUGCUCAUCAUUGAGCACUUGGCAAACCUGUUCCGCUCGGUGAUGCUACUGUCGCCACAGGACCUGGUCACUGUGAUCUACCUCUCCAUCAACAAGAUUGGACCAUCCUACGGUGGCAAGGAGUUGGGCAUUGGCGAGUCCAUCCUGAUCAAGGCCGUGUCCGAGACGACUGGCCGCACCGUCGACUCGAUCAAACAAGAGAUCAAGGACGCUGGCGACCUUGGCAUCGUGUCACAGUCCAGCCGAACCACCCAGUCCACCCUCUUUGCCUCUCCUCCUCUCACCAUCAAGAGUGUCUUCAAGACCCUGGAGGACAUUGCCAGCCUCACCGGCAACAGCUCCCAGAACAAGAAGAAGGAUCUGAUCAAGAAGAUGCUGGUGGCAUGCAAGGAGAGCGAGGCAUUGUACAUCAUUCGUUCGUUGCAGGGCAAGCUGCGCAUUGGUUUGGCUGAGGGUUCGGUCCUCACUGCUCUGUCCAGAGCCUUCACGAUCACACCACCAGGCACAUCAGGAGUGAUGGAUGUCCGCAAGACAAUGACUGCGGACGAGUUCCAAAGCUUGGUCGAUAAGAACGUGGCCAGGAUCACAAGGGCAUACAGCCAGACGCCAAACUACGACAUCCUCGUGCCACUGCUCUGCAAGGAGAAUGGCGUCGACACCAUCCUCGAGACGUGCAAGAUCAAGGUGGGCGUGCCCGUCAAGCCAAUGCUGGCGCAGCCAACCAACGGCAUCACACAGGUGCUCGACCGUUUCCAGGGUCUGGAGUUCACCUGCGAGUACAAAUACGAUGGUGAGCGUGUGCAGAUACACAGGUUUGAGGAUGGAACCAUCAAGAUAUACACUCGUAACCUUGAAGACUACACUCCCAAGUAUCCCGACAUCAUUGCCAACGUGCCCAAAUUCAUUGGCGAUGGCAUCAACUCCUUUAUCCUUGAUUGCGAGGCUGUGGCCAUGGACCCAUCCAACGGCAAGAUCCUCCCAUUCCAAGUCCUGUCAUCCAGACCACGCAAGGGAGUAACACUGGACCAGGUCAAGGUACCAGUGUGUGUGUUCGCCUUUGACCUGCUCUAUGUGAAUGGACAAAGUCUGAUCGAUGAGCAGUUGUGUCGCCGCCGUGAGGUGAUGAAUGAGAGCUUCAAGGUGACACCCAACAUCUUCCAGUACGCACAGUUUGCUAACGUGGCGGACGUCGACGAGAUACAGGCUUACGUGGAGGAGGCCGUCAAGGCAAACUGCGAGGGUCUGAUGGUCAAAGACCUUCCGUGA